CUUAUUUUCCAAUACAUUCCAUAUAUAAUGGAAGUAGAAAGAAUCCAAACCUUGGCUUUCAGUAACCAACUUAAGGAGCUUCCACCACAGUUCAUUCGCCCAGUUAAUGAGCGUCCUGAGAACACUAAAGCCGUGGAGGGUGUAACCGUACCCGUAAUUUCUCUCUCUCAACCACACCAUGAUCUCCUCGUGAGGGAAGUCGCCGAAGCGGCUUCCCAAUGGGGAUUCUUCCUCUUGACCAGCCACAGCAUAUCGCCGUGGCUGUUCAAACGGUUGCAAGAGGUGGGGGAAGAGUUCUUUGCCCUGCCUCAAAAGGAGAAAGAGGCUUAUGCUAAUGACCCUUCUAAUGGGAACUUUGAAGGUUAUGGGACAAAGAUGACCAAGAACCUUGAAGAGAAGGUGGAGUGGGUUGACUAUUUUUUCCAUAUCAUGGCUCCUUCUUCUAGGGUCAACUAUGACAAGUGGCCCAAAAACCCUCCCUCCUAUAGGGAAGUGACAGAAGAAUACAAUAAAGAGAUGUUAAGGUUGACAAAUGAGGUUUUAGAACUUCUGUCGGAAGGGUUAGAGUUAGAGAAAAAGACAUUGAAGUCAAGUUUAGGAGACGAGAAAAUAGAAUUAGAGAUGAAGAUCAACAUGUAUCCACCAUGCCCACAACCUGAACUUGCAUUGGGAGUUGAGCCUCACACUGAUAUGUCAGCACUUACCUUGCUUGUCUCAAAUGAAGUUUCUGGCCUCCAAAUUUGGAAAGACAACAAAUGGGUCGCCGUUGAUUACUUGCAAAAUGCAAUCUUUGUUCACAUUGGUGAUCAACUUGAGAUAUUAAGCAAUGGAAAGUAUAAGAGUGUUCUACAUAGAAGUUUGGUGAACAAGGAAUGCAAGCGCAUGUCAUGGGCAGUUUUUGUUGUGCCACCACAUGAGGUAGUGAUUGGGCCUCUUCCUCCACUUCUCAACGAUCACAAUCCUCCUAAAUUUUCAAUAAAAACGUAUGCUGAAUAUCGUCACUGUAAAUUCAAUAAGCUUCCCCAAUAGAACAAAUUAUAUGAAAUCAGCACAAGAA
Arachis stenosperma is the source of this 1057-nucleotide messenger RNA. Its product is annotated as flavonol synthase/flavanone 3-hydroxylase-like. NCBI's taxonomy places the organism in Eukaryota, Viridiplantae, Streptophyta, Magnoliopsida, Fabales, Fabaceae. The record is from RefSeq and is a predicted model, not a curated record. The coding region runs from base 28 to 1029 and encodes 333 amino acids. The transcript has 3 exons.